AUGGGCAGUCUCAACUCUUCAUAUCAGGGCCUCUCCUUUACAGAGCUCCCGACCUCUCUUCGCGAGUCUUCUCUCAUUGGCGCCGAAGUCCAUCUGCCAUCGUCAAUGAACGUCUUGGACACAGACGCCUUGUCGGAGGAAGACAUUGCCACCUUCAGGAAAGCGCUGUUCGAGAAUCAAGUCGUCGUUAUCAAAAACCAGAGAGGCAUCGCGCCCGAGACUCUGCCCAAGUUGACCAAGAUCUUCGAUCCGACAGCAACUGAUAUCCACUCCGCUGGCGAGAAGGCCGUCAGUGACCCGCGGAAUAUCCUCUCGGCAUACAAGGCGGGGAGGAUACCCAGGGCGCCGCAAGUGGGCAUUAUUGGGAGCGGCAAGUUCCAAAAUUACGAAGGAGUUGACGAGUUGGAGGUUAUUCAUCUGGAUCACACCUUGUUCCAUGAGAAGCCUCUGACAGAGCAGGAGCUCAGCGAUGGGUCCACCCGUCCGUACCGAUGGCACAUGGACACCCCCUUCUAUCAGCGUUUGCCCGGCGAGGUCACGAUCCUCCACGCAGUCAAGGUGCCGGACCUGCCUGAUCAGAAGCUCAAGUUCCCAGACGGCAAAGAAAAGAGUAUCGCUGCCGGAGCCACAGCCUUUUUUUCUGGCGCGCGGGCAUUCCAGUUGCUUACCCCGGCCGAGCAAGAAUUCGCUCUCAACACGACCGUAACAUACGCUCCUCAGGCCUACGAAUACAUCAGGCAAUGCAAAGCGACAGAAGACGGCUUGUCAAUCCCCACAGUGGGCAAAGAAGUGCCGAUCGAGCAGCUCUCCGAAUGGUCUUGGGAAAACGUGGCCGAGCAUCCUAUGGUCUGGCGCAACCCCCUCAACCCCGACCGCCCCUUCCUCCAAGUCCACGGCUGCUGCGUCUUCAAGCUGACAACCCGGGAUCCGGCGACCGGCGCGGUGGUCUCAGUCGUAGACGACGUCGCCAAGGUCCGCGAGAUCGUCUACGGCUUCCAGAAGCGGAUCUGGGCGGCGGAGAACAUCUACGCGCACCGGUGGGAGGAGGGCGACGUUGUGAUCUUCCACAACCGCGGCGUGAUGCACAGCAUCACGGGGCAGCUGGCGCAGUAUAAGGAGGACGAGGAGAAGAAGAGGCUGAUGUGGCAGUUUCGCCACGGUGCCGAGAUUGGGUUUCUCGAGACUCUGCGCAGCACGCUUCAGCAGAGUACCACUGACCCUGCCGCUACGGUGAGGAGAGCGGCCGAUCUGGUGAUGGCUAGACUAGAUGCUCUACGAUCUAGUCCGGGACAAGCAAGCGAGGGUGCUUCCCAGCCAACAACAAAUCUCGACGAGUCUGAGAGUGCUGCCCGAGAUGGCGAUUCAGGGCAGGAUGACGCGUCUACCUCGCAUUCUAAAGCCCGUAACUCACUCACAGUGACUGCGUUAGAGCACAUGGCCUGGGGCAGAAGCUACGGGAACUGUUACCCUCACUUACACUGCACUUGCCACCAAAGGCGGAACCUCACCAGCACAUCCUCAAUAUCUCUGUCGGGAAUACCCGCUUAUCCCAUCUCAUCCCUCUCUCCCCUCCCCGAGCGAAGCACAGCCGAAGUUCUCAUCUCAUUCCACCAGGAGCACAUCGCAUGGCACCACAACUCCCUGCACUGCCCGACCUUCCUGCAGCAGUGCACUGCAUUCUGGGACACCGGCGCAUACGACCAGCCGACGUGGCUCGCACUCUACAGCGCGGUACUCUCCGCGUCGCUGCUGAGCUGGCAGAACAGCUGGAAGCACCGCGACGCGUUCCCGCUCACCCUGCCGACGAGGUGCUCGCCGCAGGAGCUGUUCAACUUCAUGGUCGACACGCUCUACCAGGCCCACUUCCUCCAGAAUGUGUCACUCUACUCUGUGCAGGCCAUUGUGAUCUCGACUGAAGUGGCUCACAACCUCGGCCUGAGCCAGCUGAACGCCACCUUGUUCAGCGCCGCGAUCCGGAUAGCGGAGUGCUUGGGCAUACACAAGAUUACAGACGGCAGUAGCCUCGACUUGCAGACACCAGAGGAUAUAUGGGACGAUACCCUGCAGAGAGAAAUCGGUCGCAGGGUGUGGCUUCAGAUGGUCAUCCAAGACCACUUCGCGAUCCCCUUUACCGACUCGUACGGCAUCAACCCGUCUCAAUAUUCGACCUGCCUCCCGAGAAACGCCAACGACGCGGACUUGGUGGAUACGCCGGAGACGACGCUGACGGUGAGCACGUACACGCGUGUGCUGGGCGGCAUCGCGCAGCUGAUGCCGGAGCUGGCGGACGGCAUGGGCCCGUUGAGGGCGCAGAAGCCGGCGAGGGAGCAGUAUGCCCAUGUCCUCGGCAUGGACCAGAAGAUGAGAGAGCAGGUACAAUCGAUACCGCGUUUUCUUCUCCAGAAGGACGAGGUGCUGGAGGGCGAUUGCGCGUGGCUCGGCGUUGCGCGGCAGAGUCUCGCCAUCACUGCAGCCGAAAAGAUUGUCAUGAUACACAGACCGUUCCUCUUCCUCUCAUUCCAGUCAGACUACUAUGUCCACACGCGCCGCACCUGCGUCGCAGCAGCAGUGACCAUCCUCCGCGAACACAAAAGCAUCUUGGAGUCAGGCGAAGUUUCCCUCUGGACACACGUCGCAUUCAGCAUCACUGCCGCCAUUAUCCUCUCCUUUGAGGUCAUCUGCGACCAGAGCAAGGAACGAGACGCCCGGCAGGAAGGGUACCUCGACGCCAUCCGCGGUGCGCGAGAGCAUCUCCUAGGUCGGAUGACGAACGAUGUUCUAGCGCACCGCGGGGUGGUGCUGAUUGAUGCUAUCUUCUCCGAGGUGGGAGGCAUGGAGUCGUUCUCGGACCGGACGCUUGCUGCGCGGCCUGAUGCGAUCAAUUUUGAGGAGAUUGCGGCUAGGUUCAAGACGGAUUGGUUUGUGCUUGAUUCUACUGCGGCUAGUCUUGGGCAGUUUGAUGUUGCGGAGGAGACCUUUGCCAUGUCUGCGAAUCUCUCUGAGGGUUUUGAUGAAUGGUUCCAGCAAAUCUUUCACUCGGCCAUAGCUGAAUGA
This is a messenger RNA of Colletotrichum gloeosporioides, 3054 nucleotides long. Its product is annotated as putative dioxygenase. Gene Ontology annotation, molecular function: oxidoreductase activity. The transcript is spliced from 6 exons. The coding region runs from base 1 to 3054 and encodes 1017 amino acids. NCBI's taxonomy places the organism in Eukaryota, Fungi, Ascomycota, Sordariomycetes, Glomerellales, Glomerellaceae. The record is from RefSeq and is a predicted model, not a curated record.